Molecule: messenger RNA, 4353 nt
Organism: Odontomachus brunneus
Lineage: Eukaryota; Metazoa; Arthropoda; Insecta; Hymenoptera; Formicidae
Gene: Aasdh
Product: beta-alanine-activating enzyme
Exons: 10
Coding region: 158-3211 (1017 amino acids)
Biological process (GO): amino acid activation for nonribosomal peptide biosynthetic process
Molecular function (GO): protein binding
Source: RefSeq, a predicted model, not a curated record
CUUUAAUUUCAGCUGAAAUCGGGAUCAGCUAAAACCGGUCCAUGGCCCCUCUCCUUCUUCUUUCUGCCUGUAUACUAUUCGGAGAGAUAUAUAUUUAAUUAUAAGAAAAAAUUAAUUUUUUGAAAUGUAAUGUUUGCAAGUGCAUUAUAAGUGUAUCAUGAGCUAUGCAAUUAGCUACACUGAAAGGCUAAAGGUACAAGAUAAAGAUGAUUGUUUAUAUACUUUAUAUGAUAUGUGCAAUUGGAUUGAUCUUGAAAAACCAGCAAUAGAGUAUUAUAAUUUACAAGAAAUUAAGAUUAUAAAUUACAAUGAACUACAAGCUGCAACGCAAGCAGUCUCUAAUUGUUUGAAAUGUAUACAAUUUCCUGAGUUUAUCGGUAUCAAUUUUGAUAUCUUAGAAUACUGCGUGCCUUCUUUAAUGCUUGGGAUUCUUGAUAAUGGCAGUGCUUUUUUUAAUGUUCCUUCGGAUAUGCAAACUUGUCAAGAUAUAUUGAUUGCUUUACAUGUAAGAUAUAUCUUCAGCAAAUAUGUGAUAUCCAACAGAGAAGUUGUAUGCCAAUUGAAUAUUCAUGGGCAGUCUGUAUACUUGACAAAAUUGAUACAUGUCCCAGAAAAUAUUAUUGGUAAUAGAAAAUGGCAACAAUUUGCAUAUGCAAUUGCUACUUCAGGAUCAACUGGAUUACCAAAAAUUGUUAAAAUUCCUCAUUCCUGUAUAGUACCUAAUAUUAUAGACUUGAAGAGAAUUCUUGAUAUGACAGAGUGUGAUAAAAUAGCCCAAUUAACAAAUUUUACUUUUGAUCCAUGUAUUGUUGAAAUUUUCUUAAGUCUUUCAUGUGCUGCAACAUUGUUCAUGGUGUCAAAACAAUUAAAGAAUGAGGUAAACAGGCUCUUGGAAAAAAUAUACCAUGCUCAUGUAACAGUUCUUCAAAUUACUCCUUCAUUACUCUUUCAUAAGUGGUCCACAGAAUGUUUAAAGACAACAAUAUUUGAUAAGGAUUCUUACUUGAGAGUUCUUCUCUUAGGUGGAGAACCAUUUCCUAAUACUAAGUUACUUUCUAAAGCUAGUCAUCCACAAAAUAAGACACGAUUGUUUAACAUUUAUGGUAUAACUGAAGUAUCAUGUUGGUCCAGUGUUAAUGAAGUUAUUAGAAACAGUGACAUAGAUGAAUCUUGUAUUGGUGAACCUUUAUCAGGAACUAUGUUUCAACUCAAGAAUGAGGAUAACGAAAUAGUAACUAGAGGCAGCGGCUUUCUUUAUAUUGGAAGUUCUAGUAGAAUUUGUAUUAUUGGAGAUGAAAUUGAAGACAACUUGUCUAAGCCAGUUUUUCGUGAUACUGGUGAUAUUAUUUCAAUAGAUGACCAUGGUAGGAUGUUUUAUAAAGGAAGACGAAAUAAUGUGGUAAAAAGAUUUGGAAACAAGAUAAAUUUACGGGAACUCGAGAAGGUCGUAACAGAAUUAAAUUUUGUACGGAAUUGUGCUGUGCUCUGGGACACAGAAAGCCACAAAUUAUAUCUAUGUUUAUCUACGGCGAAAACUAAAGAAUUUAUCAACUUGAAGAAUGACAUAAUAUCGCAUUUAAGGAUAUUACCAGCGAUCUAUAAACCUGAUAAAAUAAUUAUAGUGGAACAAUUUGAUUUUACUACUAGUGGAAAAAUUUGUCUGUCGUCACUGAGAAAAGUGUGCAAAGACUCUGAAACGGAAGUUACCAGUGCAAAUAAUUUGCAUGCUGAUGUGGGUGAAAUAUUUCAAAAUUUAUGGAAUCAGCAUAUAAAAUCUAAAAAUGUUGGUUUUUUAACGUCAGGAGGAACGUCAAUAACAGCACUUCAGAUCUCAAGUGCUGUUGUUGAGAUGUUUAAAAUGGAAUUUCCCGAAUUGAUUGGUAUGCUGCUAAAGGACGUUACGUUUACCAAGUGCGUUAAUUAUAUCAGAACCACUUUAGCCAACCGAGAUUGGAACGAGAACUUCAAUCGAUACAUUGGCGUUUCUUAUGAUGACAAGAUCCAAAAUACCUUUAAUACAGAAAAAGUCAUGAUAGAAAAGUCAGUUUUGAAUAAUUUUCCAAUAUUGACAAAUCGAAAUAAUUCUUAUCAAUAUAAAUGCAGAGGAAGAAUUGAUGGCGAUGUAUCAAUACAAGAACAAAACAUUAAAUUACUGUCGGCAAAUAUAUCGAGCAUUGAAGUAGUAGCAACUUAUAAUUUGCAGAAGUGCAUUGAUGCCUCGCCAACUGUGUAUUGUUAUUCCGCAUCAGAAUUAUUUGCAACAGUCGGUUCACAUUCUGGGAUUAUAUGUACAAUUAAUCUACUAGAAAUAAAUAGUAAACCGUAUGAGUUCAAGUUACCAGACAGAAUAGAAGCUUCUGUCUUAGUCUUAGCCGACUUUCAUGGAAUUGUAGGCUGUUACGAUGGAUAUAUCUAUUGUAUUCAUUUGAAAACCGGCAAAGUAAUUUGGAAGUUUCAAACGCAGGACAUGGUGAAAUGCACGGCGAUAACGUGUAUACAAAAGAGCAAGAUAUUUGUGGGUUCCUAUGAUCAUCAUGUAUAUUGCCUUUCAGUAAAGGAUGGAACUCAAAUAUGGAAAAAUAAAGUGAGUCAAGGUGGUAUCUGUGCUACUGGCUGUUUGCAUUUGCAAUCUGCUUCUAUUCUCUUCGGAACACUGGAUAGCACUUGUCUGGCUUUGCGGCAAUUUUCCGGGCAAGUUACAUGGAAACGUAAAUUACAAAACCCGAUUUUCGUCGCACCCACUGUUCUCCAAACUGGACACGUUUUAUUUUGCUCCGUAGCCGGAACGUUAUAUUGCUUCGAUAUCGAAACGGAUUGUCAGAUGUGGCGUUACGAGAUAUGCGGUAAUUUAUUUUCAUAUCCCGUGAGUACUCGCGUAUCCACAAGCAACGCUGAACAUGUUGUUCUAGCGAGUCACAAUAAACAUUUGUAUUGCUUGGAAAUGCCGCAAGCAAUAAUGAAAGAAAAAGAACCAAAAUUAAAAUACGCAUUACAGUUUCAUUCGUCUAUUUUCGCGACUCCUUGGUGCCAGGAUGAAUACAUGUUCGUGGCAUGUACGGACGGCACGUUCCAAGUGUUCGAUCUUUUGAACGGCAAAUUACUCGCAACUAAACAACUUCCCGGUGAAACUUUCUCCUCGCCGGUUGUUCAUAACGAUCUAGCUGUUUUGGGAUGUAGGGAUAAUAAUCUUUACGUAUUGAAGCUCAGUUGAAACGGAUCAGCAUUCUGUUUAAUGCAAACAGAUAUAUUAUUAAAAUUUUCGUUGAAGUUUCAUAUGGACGGAAUUGCAAAGGACACGAUUAAUACAAUAUCGUUUAUUCCAUUCAGCUCUCGUGUUACAAGUAUGGAUAACGAUAAAAGAUAUCCAUCGUAGUUGACAGAUGCGUGUACCCACUUUCCAUCGGAUUUUCAUACGUAGUGCGAAGUUGCGUGUGCCCGUUGCGAUAUCCAUCGAGAGUGCAAGUGAAAUGUAAAUAUAAGUAAAAUUACCGAUUUGUUUCUUUUCCGAAGUAAAAAGAAAAAAAAUUUAGGGCAAUAAUUAGUCAAUCGAUGUACACAGUAUGAAUAGUACGCACUUUUUUACUCGUCUUUCCUCCGCUCUCUCCUCCCCUUGUAUCUUAUCUGAUAACGAUAUAAUACAAUAUUAAUAAUAAUAUUAGAAAUACGUCCGCGUUUUUAUUAUGCAAAAGAAAUAAUCCGGAUCUUUUAAACUCACAUGAAACAACAAUACUUUAACGAUUCAAUUUUUUCAUAUUUAUAUAUAUGUGUACAUAUUUAUAUUUUAUUUAUAUAUAUAUUUAUUUAUAUAGAGAUCUAUAAUUAUAUAUAUAUAUAUAUAUAUAUAUAUAUAUAUAUAUAUAUAUAUAUAUAUAUAUAUUUUUUUUUAUUUCUAUAAUGAAUGCUUGGCCGCUCCAGAUGAUCCCCCUUUCGACGUUUCGAUAUCAAUUUUCGAUUCUGUCUCCUUUUUACUUUUUUUUUCUCUUAAUACUUUUCGUCAAUCCUGUCUCAGACGUGUACAAAUAUGAAAUUUCACUAGCUCUAAUUCCGUUGCGCUCAUGUUGGAAAUAUCUACCCAGGCUACUGAUACUCACGACUUGUUCGCUAAAUCUUUCCUCAAUAAAAGGAUAAACGAAUGUGCGAUAGACGAAAGGAAGAUAGUUACAAUUAUAUACGCGAAUAUAUAUAAAGCUUUACAUUGGAGUUUUAAUUUUAGUCUAAUUUUGGUAUACGAUCGAUAAGCAACGGAAAGUUAACGAAACACCUCCGCCCGCGCGUCUCGGCGACUCAUAUAAAAGUAUAUUUAUUAUUCAAUCGAUUGUUUUUCUUCAAAGACAAUAAAUACAGUUCAGAUAA